Physcomitrium patens is the source of this 1174-nucleotide messenger RNA. RefSeq lists its product as uncharacterized. The record is from RefSeq and is a predicted model, not a curated record. Lineage: Eukaryota; Viridiplantae; Streptophyta; Bryopsida; Funariales; Funariaceae.
UUGUGUCCACAGCCUCUUCAUUGCUCGUUUGUGAGAUCCCUGGCCCCCAGAUUCCAUUGCGCACUGGCUGAUUUAUUUACGCCAGUCCGCUUCCAUUUCUUUCUGCACAACAUACGUUUCUAAUUUCGGAAUAGGGGUUUGGGAGUUUCCUCACGGCGCGAAUUAGAUCUGGACAUCAAUAUUUUAUUAUGAGGGUUUGGCUGGGUUCCAGCCUUGCUCUGGUGCGUCCUUUGGGGAUGGAAUAGGUGGCAACGUGCACUCAAGUAUCCAUUGGAGCGGGUGCGUGUGAGUAAAGAAGAAGAAAGCCAAGGAGCGGGCGACGGAUUCGAAAGAGAUUGUGAAAGCAGGUUACGGAUCCAGCCAUGAGGAUGGAGAGGUUGCUGGCCGGAGACAUGGCCAUGGCCUCCGGAGAUGUGGCAGCGAACCUAGUUAAUGCUCAGUACGAUGGAUUCACAAACUUCCCUAUUGUGGCUGCGUUCCUUUCAUUUUUCGUGGCGCAAUCGCUUAAAGUGUUGACUACCUGGUACAAGGAGAACAGGUGGGAUGUGAAACGCUUGUAUGGUUCAGGCGGUAUGCCUUCUUCUCACUCUGCAACGGUGACAGGGCUCGCGUGUGCUAUCGGCCUUCGUGAAGGUCUUGGUGGACCUCUCUUUGCAAUCGCCUUUGUGCUGGCCUGCAUUGUUAUGUAUGAUGCGUCAGGUGUUAGACUUCAAGCUGGUCGUCAGGCCGAGGUGUUGAAUCAAAUAGUGUUCGAGCUUCCGCCAGAGCAUCCUCUAUCGGAUUCUAGGCCGUUAAAAGAAUUUCUUGGACAUACUCCUCCGCAGGUAGCUGCAGGUGCCAUGCUGGGGUGCUUGAUAGCCUACACACUACACCUGCUUUCACUAAUUCAAGCGGGUGGUGAUAAAUAAAAAUCUAGGUUACUAGCGCACCUAAUCUAAAAUAAGUUGACCUUGUUGGAUCAACACAUUUGCGUGAUAUGAAGGACAAAAUGUGCUUUUCAACCUGGAGUUCUUAUAAUGCACACGAGAUUGCAGUUAAAUUGUCCGUACCUUUUGGUGAAGAAAAAGGUUUUCAUUAUAGGAGAUUCACAUGUCUACAUCUCCUCAUUUGUGGUACCUGAAUUGUUGCCGGUGCCCAUCGCCUCAAUCGCUGCAAGAUUCUCGACGUUGAUUUA